ACAGCUCAACUUGAACCUCGGUGUCUGUCCCUCUCAGCCGUUUCCACGCCGAAAUUUACAUUUUCACCAUUUAUAUAUACCCACCUUACUCUCUUCUCUCUAUACCUUAACACAUUUUUGCUUCAUCUCUCUCUCUCUCUCUCUAUAGAAAAUAUGAGGAGGAAUUGCAACUUGGAACUAUGCCUUUUUCCUCCAUACAAUUCUAGCAAUCACCAAAACCACCCCAUGGUAGAAGAAGAAGAAGAAGAAGAUAGUAAUGAGAGCACUCCAAUGCAAAAUCAGCAUCAGCCACUGACCAUUUUCUACGAUGGCAAGAUGUGUGUUACUGAUGUCACAGAGCUUCAGGCCAAAUCCAUCUUAAUGCUGGCAAAUAGAAUUAAGGUGCAAGAAAAAGUGAUGACACCAAUAGGGUCAGAACCAUCAACACCAACCACCAUAGUGCAAUCUCCUCAUCAAUUGUAUAGCCCUGGACCAGGACUUUCCAUGAAAAGAUCUUUGCAAAGGUUUCUACAGAAGAGAAAGAAUAGGGUCCAAGAAGCAUCUCCAUAUUAUCACUAGCAAAAUCAAAUUCCUCCUUAUUUUUUUUAGCAUAGCCUAUUUAAUUUGAAUCUGUUUUUUUCUUCUUUUUUAUUCUUACAUUUUCAUUUUCUUUUUUGAAUGAAUUAGGGUUUGAAAUAUUAUAGGUAUUUGUCCUCGCACAUACUUUAAAUAUGUUUUAACCAUAUUCAAAUCAUGACAUUGUUUGUAAUAUAGAUCCAUCAAAGAUCAUGAAUUAUAAUUUGUUUAUUACUAUAGGCAGGCAGUCUUUCGAGAUUCAAA
Molecule: messenger RNA, 819 nt
Organism: Medicago truncatula (barrel medic)
Lineage: Eukaryota; Viridiplantae; Streptophyta; Magnoliopsida; Fabales; Fabaceae
Product: protein TIFY 5A
Exons: 3
Coding region: 154-558 (134 amino acids)
Biological process (GO): response to wounding; regulation of jasmonic acid mediated signaling pathway; regulation of defense response
Cellular component (GO): nucleus
Source: RefSeq, a predicted model, not a curated record